Molecule: messenger RNA, 2019 nt
Organism: Zonotrichia leucophrys gambelii
Lineage: Eukaryota; Metazoa; Chordata; Aves; Passeriformes; Passerellidae
Gene: EPS8L3
Product: EPS8 signaling adaptor L3
Exons: 18
Coding region: 1-1770 (589 amino acids)
Biological process (GO): regulation of Rho protein signal transduction; Rho protein signal transduction; positive regulation of ruffle assembly
Cellular component (GO): plasma membrane; ruffle membrane; vesicle
Molecular function (GO): actin binding
Source: RefSeq, a predicted model, not a curated record
AUGGGAGACCCCUUCGGCCGCUGGAGCAGCAGCCCCUCCCGGAGCGAAUAUGACGACAGGACCCCGCUCCAACAUUCCAACAGCUUCGCCCGCCUCAGCGGGAAGAGCAUCUACAACCAGCGCAAGGACUACGGGCAGACGCUGCUCAAGGUCCAGAACGAUUUCCAGCACCACGUUGAGCACCUGCUGACGAUGCCCCUGGAGCGGGAGCUGCGCAGCGCCGAGGAUUGCCUGGGGCGCCUGCGGGAGCUGGAGGAGCAGGGCCGGGUCUGGGGCCAGGAUGUCGUCCUGGAGGUCAAGGACCAGGAGCUGGUGCUGAGCGAUGUGGAGAGCAAGGAGGAGCUGGAGGCGUUCCCGCUGGGAAGCGUGCAGGGAUGCUCGGCCGGGCUGGACAACGCCGUGCUGGCCAUCAGCGUGCAGGAGAGGAACCCUCCGAGAACCAGCGUGCUGCUCUUCCAGUGCGAGCGCCUGGGGGCAGAGACGCUGAGGAGCAGCCUGGAGAAGGUGCUGAGGCAGAGGAAGGAGGAGCAGAGCAACCACUUCGGGCACAGCUCCCCGGAGCCCCCCCCGUACGCGGCCCCGGAGCGCUGGGCAGAGCCCCCCGAGCCCGACCCCCAGCCACCCCCCCGGCGGGGGCCGCUCUCCUCGGAUUACCGCGCGCCGGAGCUCCCGCAGGUGGCCCGGGGCCGAGCCCACGGCCAGGCCAUGCCCGAGGUGGAGCGGGAUGUUGAGAUCCUCAACCACGUCCUGGGCGACCUGGAGCGCUUCGUGGGGCGGCUGAAGACGGCGCUGAACUCGGCCAGUACCAAGAAGAAGCUGAAAAAGUCAGCGCUGCCCCCAAAGGAUGAGUACACGGAUUUCUUCCAGAAGGUGAAAUACGCCCUCAACCUCUUGGGACGGAACCGCCCCUACGUGACGGAGCCGGAUCCCCCCGAGCUGCUGCGCCUCAUCUUCUCCGCUCUGUCCUUCGUGCUCGGGCACUGCCCCAGCCCCGGGCUGGCCCCGUCCGUGCAGAGCCCGCUGCUCCUGCCCGAGGCGCUGCAGCUCCUCGAGGACACCCUGGGCGAUGAUGAUUACGGCGUCUGGAAGAGCCUCGGCACCGCCUGGAACAAAUCCAGGGCCGAGUACCCCAAUAGCGACCGGGUGCCCGCGUACACGCCGGUGUUUUCGGACGGGUGGCUGCCCCCCGUGAUGGAGCAGGAGCGCCGGGGGAGCCUCCAGGACAGCGCAGCGCCUGCCUCAGUUUCCCCAGCUCUGUCGCGACCCUCCCGGUCCCUGCCCCCCGCCCAGGCACCGGGCACGGGCUGGAGGGACCAUCCGGGCCGAGGAUCCCCGCUCCCUGCCCAGGGGCUGGUGCGAGCCCUGUACGACUUCCAGGCCAGGAACUCGCAGGAGCUGAGCGUCAGGAAGGGGGACACGCUGCAGGUGCUGGACCAGCAGAGGAAGUGGUGGCUGGUGCAGGACGAGCGGGGGGACAGGGGACACGUCCCUGGCAACAUCCUGGAGCCCCUCCCGGAGCCGGGGCACAGCUCCAGACAGGACAGUCCCCCAACCCUGCACCCCAACUCCUCGCCGGCAGAGGUGACGGCCUGGCUGAUGGACAAGGGCUUCUCACGGAUCACGGUGCGGACCCUGGGGGUGCUGCGGGGACGCGAACUGCUGCAGAUGAGCCCGGACGAGCUGCGAGGGGUCUGUCCCGAGGAGUGGCGCAGGGUCCUCUUCAAGCUGUCCCCGGUCAGGACGUCCCUGGGGAUCGGCCCCAUGGACUGAGCCCCCGAGGCCACGCCGAUGUCCCCAUCACGUGCCCACCCCGGAUGGAGCAGCCUGGGAAUGGCUGGGUUUGGGGGCGAACCCACCCCCACAUCCCGCCUGUCCCCCCAAGGCAGAAAAACCCUCCUGGAAAUCACAGAACGGCCCCCCCAAAGGAAGGAGGGGGGCAGGCACCCCCCUCGGCGGGCUCGGGUGUGCGAAGGGACUUUGCACCCCCAAAAAUGUAAAGGGAUUGAUGUGGAAAAUAAA